CAUGCAUUGUGUGCAAUGCACGGGCUCGUUGGGUUGUGGAAGCUGCGAAGCCACUCCUCCGCCUACGUGCAUUUACCUACAUGUACCAUGAAUAUUUUGUGGGCUGCAUACUCAAUGUGUGAGACAGCUUCACAGCUCUAGCCCUGUCAGGGUAAUAGUCGUCGUUGAACUGGUCCUUGAUAUGUAACUUUGUCGUGAGCGCUGCAACUUCAUUGGCACGCUUAAACUUUUUCCCCGUUCUGACUAUUCUUGGAGAACCAUAAAUCGGAGCAAAUCUAAACCGACAAAAAAGGUGGGAAAGAUGGGCAACCAAGAGAGUGCUUCUGCCGGUAUUCACGUUGAAGGUUCGGUGUCAGCAUCGGGGGCCGUCGACGCUGGGGCAACCGCGGAGGGCAAAGGCAACGGUCCGCCAUCCCCGAAAAAAAGGCGUCUGAGUUUCAAGUCGCUCCGGAAUGGAUCAUUCCGCCGGUCGUUCAGGAUUCGCCGGAGUGGACGAAGAAAAGCGGUCAAAGGCAAGGGCGAGGAGAGAAUCGAAAUGGAAGGGGAUGUUUCAGACGAGCAAGGGGCAGCGGCUCGGGCUGCUGCCAAACUGAAGGCAUCAGGCAAAGGGAAACCGGUGGUUGACUUAAACAUAGCUGCACCGCUUGCGACAGAUGAAACAGAGAACAUGGACUUGGAUGCUGAUAUUGACGCUGGUGGAACUUUAGAUGUAUCUGGUGAAGCCUCGGGAGAUUUUGGUGGAAGUGCUGGCCUAAAGGCCAACAUUCCGUCUGGAGCAUCUGCAGGUGUUGGCGUAAGUGGGGAUAUGCCCUCUGCAGGUGCAAGUCUUGAUGUGUCUGCACCAGAUGUGAAACUGAGCGUGAAUGGAAAUAAACACAAAAAGCGAUCAUCUUUCCCUAAGUUCAGAAAAAGAACUCCUGUUGAGGCGGAGUUGGAUGUUGAACUUCCCAAGGGUGAAGCAGAGACUGGUGGAGGCAUAGAUGUAGCAGCUGGCAUCAAUGGACACAAAGGACAGAAACACAGGAGGAAGAAAAAUCAAGAAGCAGGAGUUAAAGUGAAAACACCAUCACUUUCUGCAGGAGGAGGAGCAGACAUGGAUAUCGACAUACCUGCAGUAGAAACACCUCAGGCUGGUUCUUCAGGUGGUGCUGAUGUUGAUGUAAAUGCUUCACUCCCUUCAGCUAAUGUAAAUGUCAAAGCUGAUAUGCCAGAAGCAAAAGUACAUUCUCCAAAGAAAGGUGGUUUCUUCGCCGGGAUAGCCAAGUUCUUCACUGGAGAUUCAUCUGAUUCAGAUUCUGAUGAUGAGACCAAAAAACUCAAACAAGAGAUAAAUCUUCCUAAAGGAAAUUUAUCUGUUGAAUCUCCAGGAGCUGAUGUAAGAGGUGAUGUGGAUGCCAACCUAGACACAUCAGCAAAUAUCAGCGGGUUUCCAGAGGGAGGCGCAAAUUUCAACAUUGGUGCAAGUGGCAAAGGUUCUCCAUCUAAAGGAAAGAAGGGAGGAAGGUUCAAGUUGCCCAAGCUUGGAAAGCCAAAAAUAAAUGGCAGCACUGAUGCAGGAGUAGAAGUUGCAAAUGCUGAUCUGGGAGGAGUUGUUGGAUUUGAUGUUGAAGCUCCAGAUGUUGUGGUGAAAGCUGAUGUUGACACUAAUGUUAAAACAAAAAAGCCAGAUUUUAAAUUUGGUGGCGGUGUGUAUGGGGAUGGUGAACUUGGCACCAAAGGAGAUCUUGCAGGACCAGAUGUUUCCAGUCCAAAAAAUGGUGUCAAUGCAGAUAUUGAUGGAGGAGUGAAUGUUCCAUAUGCAUCACCUGGUGUAAGGGGAGAUAUUAAAGCUCCCAGCAUUGGUGGAAGCAUCGGAAGUGGUUUUGGCAGAAGUGGGGGACUCGGCAUGAAAGGAGAUACUUCAUUACCUGAUGUCGAUCUAUCCGGUCCACAAAUUGGUGGUGAUGCACACAUUGGAGAAAGAGGGAAUGUACCGGAUGCUUCAGUGGGUAUUGGUGGAGAUGUUAAAGUUCCUGGCAUUGGUGGUGGUUUCAGUGGUGACAGUGAUGUGGCCAUUGAAAGAGGUAUUUCUGGACCUGAUGUUGAUGUAUCUGCUCCAAACUUUGGCGGUAAAGUGAAUGUUCCAGAUGCCUCACUGGAUGUUGAUGAUGUGAAAGCCCCCAGCUUUGGUGGUGGUGUUGGUGGUCACAUUGGACUUGGUGUCAAAGGAGGUAUAUCUGGACCUGAUGUUGAUGUAUCACCCCCAACCAUUGGCGGCAAAGGAAACAUUGGAGGAAAAGUGAAUGUACCAGAUGCUUCACUGGAUGUUGGUGAUGUGAAUGCCCCCAGCUUUGGUGGUGGUGUUGGUGGUGACAUUGGAUUUGCUGCCAAAGGAGGUAUAUCUGGGCCUGAUGUUGAUGUAUCACCCCCAACCAUUGGCGGCAAAGGAGACAUAGGAGGAAAAGGGGAAGUACCAGAUGCUUCACUGGAUGUUGGUGAUGUGAAAGCCCCCAGAUUUGGUGGUGGUGUUGGUGGUGACAUUGGAUUUGGUGCCAAAGGAGGUAUAUCUGGACCUGAUGUUGAUGUUUCACCCCCAAGCUUUGGCGGUAUAGGAAACAUUGGAGGAAAAGGGAAAAUACCAGAUGCUUCACUUAAUGUUGAUGAUGUGAACGCCCCCAGCUUUGGUGGUGGUGUUGGUGGUGAAAGUGGACUUGGUGUCAAUGGAGGUAUAUCUGGACCUGAUCUUAACAUCGGUGAUGACACAAACAUUAGAGGAUUGAAUGUACCAGAUGCCUCUGUGGGCAUUGGAGGUGACGUGAAAGCGCCAAGUUUUGGCGGUGGUAUUGGUGUCAGUGGUAGUGGUCCAAAGGGUGGGAUUUCCAGCCCUGACAUUGAUGUUCCUGCUCCAUCGGGUAGUAUUGAUGUUAGUGCAGAUGUGCCAGAUGCAAAACUUGAUCUCAGCAGCAAAAAGGACAAGGGAGGUUUCCACUUCAGACUUCCAAAGUUCAGAUUUCCGUCAUUUGGGUCGGGUGAUGCCAAAGCAAAAGGCAAUGUUUCUGUGAAAGGACCAGAGGGAAGAUUGAGUGUUAACUCUGACUUUGACGUUGUUGGAGAUGCAGACAUUGAUGUCAAGGCCAAAGGCCCAAAUGUACAAAGUGAUGUUAAAGGACCCUCUGGAAGCAAAUUGGGUUCAGUUGAUGUUGAUGCCCCUGGUAUUGGAGGUGAUUCUGAGGCCAGAGUAAAAUUGCCCAAGGGAUCAGUUGGCAUGUCUGGGUCGCUUGAUGUUGAUUCACCAGAGUAUGAGGGAAAAGGAUCAGGCAAAAAGAAGGGUUUCCAGUUUGGUUUGCCAUCUUUUAACUUUGGAGGAAAGGUGCCAAAAUCUGAUGUUCCAGAUGUGGAUAUCAAUGCCAGUGCAGGUGUUGAUGUGGAGAAACCAGACACAGAUGUUGAUAUUAAAGUUGGAGCACCAGGAGUGGAUGUGGGUUUGCCUAAAGGUGAUAUUAGAGCAGGAAUUGGAGGCUCAUUUGGAGGAGCUUCAGGGUUGGGUGGCAUCAGUCCCCCAGAUGUUGGUGCAGAUGUAAAUGUUCAAAAGGGCAAAAUGUCAAUUGAUGAUCCAGAUCUUGAUGGAACACUUGUAGUUGAUGGAAAUGUCAAAGGACCAGAAGGAGCAUUUGGGUUUAAAGGUGGGAGUAUUGAUUUGAAAGGACCUGACCUGGGAGGCGUACAAAAAUCAGUUGAUGUUGAGGUUGAAACCCCAAAGCCUAGUGCAGGUAUUGAUGUUGAUGUUCCAAGUGGCAAGUUGUCUGCAGGAGGUGACGUGUCUGGUUCUCUUGGUGUUGAUCCACCAGUGGCAGACCUGAGCUUAAAUGGAAAGGCAUCUGGAAAAGGUAAAAAAUUCCAUCUACCAAGUUUUAACCUCCCAAGCUUACCCAAGUGGAAGGGCAAGGGUAAAGCUGAAGUUGACAUUGACGGUCAAGACUUGGAUGCGAAGGUUGGAGCAGGUGGAGACAUUAGUGUGAGCGGUGAUGCAAAUUUGCCAGAUGUUGAUGUGAAUGCUCCUGAGGUAAAAGGGGAUCUUGGAGCAGACGCUAAUCUGUCUCUUGAUAGCAAAGGAAAAGGGUCAAAAAAGAAAACGGGGGGCGGAUUUCAUUUUCCAUCAUUCAAUUUUGGAUUUUCUCCUCCAAAGCACAAGCAUGGGAAAGUGUCAGGAGAUCUUCCAGAGGUUGAUAUAAAAGGUGAUGCAGAUGUUGCAAUUUCAGGUGGAGUUGCUGAAAAAGGACAUGGUGAUGCUAGCUUUGGUGGAGACCUGGACGUUGGAGGAAACUUGAAAGGUCCAAAGCUGUCUGGUCCUGACAUAAAUGUGGAUUUUGGAGGCAGUGGUGGGGGAAAAGUAGAUUUGCCUGAGGGAGAUGCCUCACUUGGCUUCGGCUUAAAAGGAAGAGGAGAUGGGAGCAGCUCUAGUGAUUCAGAAUCUGAUGAUGGCAAGAGAGGCUUUGGCCUGAAAGGUGGUAUCAAAGGCCCAAAAGUGAAAGGAGGUGUUGGCGGUAAACUGAAAGGACCAGAAAUUUCAGGUGAUACAGACGGCCCAGAUGCUGAUGUGAAGGGUGGUGCUGGCAUUGGUAUUGGAGUUUCUGGUGGCAUUGAUCUCCCCAAAGGAGGUGCAGAUGUGGAUGCAAAUCUACCAAAGGGCUCUGUUGAUUAUGAAGGACCAGAUCUUGGUGGGGUUAGCAAAUCCUUGGAUGUUGAUGUAAAAGCCUCAAAACCUGAUGCUGAUGUUUCUAUUGAUCUUCCAAGUGGAAAGCUUUCAGGUGAUGCAGACAUUGGAGUAGAUGCAGAUAUUGAUGCAGACAUUGAUCUUGGAGGCAAACAUAGGGGAUCUGGCAAGAAAAAGGGGAAAUUCCACUUGCCCUCAAUUAACAUGCCCUCCAUACAUUUACCAAAGGGUAAAGGCAAGGGGCAUGGUGAUGUAGACUUGGAUGGAGGACUUCAGAUUGAAGGGGACAUCAAAGGUCCAAAGGUGUCUGGUCCUGACAUGGAUGUGGAUGUCAGUGGGGGAGCAGGAGGAAAAGUGGAGCUGCCUGAAGGAGGUGGCUCGAUUUCUGUUGAAGGACCAAAGAUUGGAGGUGGUGUAGGUGUUGAUGAUGAUGGUAAAGCAUCUAAACCAGACAUUGGCCUGUCAGGUAAAGUUCCAGGUGCGUCUAUUGGAGGAAGUGUUGAUGGCCCUGAUAUAGAUGUCAAUUUGUCAGGCGGUGGCAAGAAGAAAAAACCGAAAAAGAAAACAGGUGGGGGGUUUCACAUGCCGUCAUUUGGCUUUGGCUUUAAAGGAAAGGGAGAUGACACCAGCAGCUCAAGUGAUUCUGAAUCAGAUGAUGGCAAGGCAGGCUUUGGCCUGAAAGGUGGUAUCAAAGGCCCAAAAGUGAAAGGAGAUGUUGGUGGAAAAUUGAAAGGACCAGGAAUAUCAGGUGACAUAGACGGCCCAGAUGCUGAUGUGAAGGGUGGUGCUGGCAUUGGUGUUGGAGUUUCUGGUGGCACUGACCUCCCCAAAGGAGGUGCAGAUGUGGAUGUAAAUCUACCAAAGGGCUCACUUGGUUUUGAAGGACCAGACCUUGGUGGGGUUAGCAAAUCCUUGGAUGUUGAUGUUAAAGCCUCAAAACCUGAUGCUGAUGUUUCUGUAAAUCUUCCAAGUGGAAAGCUUUCAGGCGAUGCAGACAUUGGAAUAGAUGCAAAUAUUGAUGCAGACAUUGAUCUGGGAGGCAAACAUAGGGGAUCUGGCAAGAAAAAGGGGAAAUUCCACAUGCCCUCCAUUAACAUGCCCUCCAUACACUUUCCAAAGGGUAAGGGCAAGGGGCAUGGCGAUGUUGACUUGGAUGGAGGCCUUCAGAUUGAAGGGGACAUCAAAGGUCCAAAGGUGUCUGGUCCUGACAUGGAUGUGGAUGUCAGUGGGGGAGCAGGAGGAAAAGUGGAGCUGCCCGAAGGAGAUGGCUCAAUUUCUGUUGAAGGGCCAAAGAUUGGAGGUGGUGUAGGUGUUGAUGAUGUUAAAGCAUCUAAACCAGACAUUGGCCUGUCGGGUGAAGUUCCAGGUGCGUCUAUUGGAGGAAGUGUUGAUGGCCCUGAUAUAGAUGUCAAUUUGUCAAGUGGGGGCAAGAAGAAAAAAACAAAAAAGAAAGGAGGUGGAGGAUUUCACAUGCCAUCAUUUGGCUUCGGCUUUAAAGGAAAGGGAGAUGGAACCAGCAGCUCUAGUGAUUCAGAAUCUGAUGAUGGCAAGAGAGGCUUUGGCAUGAAAGGUGGUAUCAAAGGCCCAAAAGUGAAAGGAGGUGUUGGCGGUAAACUGAAAGGACCAGAAAUAUCAGGUGACAUAGACGGCCCAGAUGUUGAUGUGAAGGGUGGUGCUGGCAUUGGUAUUGGAGUUUCUGGUGGCAUUGAUCUCACCAAAGGAGGUGCAGAUGUGGAUGCAAAUCUACCAAAGGGCUCUGUUGAUUAUGAAGUACCAGAUCUUGGUGGGGUUAGCAAAUCCUUGGAUGUUGAUGUUAAAGCCUCAAAACCUGAUGCUGAUGUUUCUAUUGAUCUUCCAAGUGGAAAGCUUUCAGGCGAUGCAGACAUUGGAAUAGAUGCAGAUAUUGAUGCAGACAUUGAUCUGGGAGGCAAACAUAGGGGAUCUGGCAAGAAAAAGGGGAAAUUCCAUAUGCCCUCAAUUAACAUGCCUUCCUUACACUUUCCAAAGGGUAAAGGCAAAGGGCAUGGUGAUGUUGACUUGGAUGGAGGACUUCAAAUUGAAGGGGACAUGAAAGGUCCAAAAGUGUCUGGUCCUGACAUAGAUGUGGAUGUUAGUGGGGGUGGUAGAGGAAAAGUGGAGCUUCCUGAAGGCGAUGGCUCAAUUUCUGUUGAAGGCCCAAAGAUUGGAGGUGGUGUAGAAGUUGAUGCUGAUGGUAAAGCAUUUAAACCAGACAUUGAUUUGUCAGGUAAAGGUCCAAGUGCAUCGAUUGGAGGAAGUGUUGAUGGGGGCAAGAAGAAAAAACCAAAAAAGAAAGCAGGUGGAGGAUUUCACAUGCCGUCAUUUGGCUUUGGCUUUAAAGGAAAGGGAGAUGGAACCAGCAGCUCAAGUGAUUCUGAAUCAGAUGAUGGCAAGGCAGGCUUUGGCUUGAAAGGUGGUAUCAAAGGCCCGAAAGUGAAAGGAGGUGUUGGUGGAAAAUUGAAAGGACCAGAAAUGUCAGGUGAUAUAGAAGGCCCAGAUGCUGAUGUGAAGGGUGGUGCUGACAUAGGUAUUGGAGUCUCUGGUGGCAUUGAUCUCCCCAAAGGAGAUGCAGAUCUGGAUAUGAAGCUACCAAAGGGCUCAAUCGGUAUUGAAGGACCAAAUCUUGGUGGGGUUAGCAAAUCCUUGGAUGUUGAUGUCAAAGCCUCAAAACCUGAUGCUGAUGUUUCUGUUGAUCUUCCAAGUGGAAAGCUUUCAGGCGAUGCCGACAUUGGUGUAGAUGCAGAUAUUAAUGCUGACAUUGGUCUGGGAGGCCAACACAGGGGAUCAGGCAAGAAAAGGGGGAAAUUUCACAUGCCCUCAAUUAACAUGCCCUCCAUACACUUUCCAAAGGGCAAGGGCAAGGGGCAUGGCGAUCUUGACUUGGAUGGAGGACUUCAAAUUGAAGGGGACAUCAAAGGUCCAAAGGUAUCUGGUCCUGACGUGGAUGUGGAUGUCAGUGGGGGAGCAGGAGGAAAAGUGGAGCUGCCUGAAGGAGGUGGCUCAAUUUCUGUUGAAGGACCAAAGAUUGGAGGUGGUGUAGAUGUUGAUGUUGAUGGUACAGCAUCUAAACCAGACAUUGACAUGACAGGUAAAGGUCCACAUGCAUCUGUUGGAGGAAGUGUUGAUGGCCCUGAUAUAGAUGUCAAUUUGUCAGGCGGGGGAAAGAAGAAAAAAACAAAAAAGAAAACAGGUGGGGGAUUUCACAUGCCGUCAUUUGGCUUUGGCUUUAAAGGAAAGGGAGAUGACACCAGCAGCUCAAGUGAUUCUGAAUCAGAUGAUGGCAAGGCAGGCUUUGGCAUGAAAGGUGGUAUCAAAGGCCCAAAAGUGAAAGGAGGUGUUGGUGGAAAAUUGAAAGGACCAGAAAUGUCAGGUGACAUAGAAGGCCCAGAUGCUGAUGUGAAGGGUGGUGCUGGCAUUGGUAUUGGAGUUUCUGGUGGCAUUGAUCUCCCCAAAGGAGGUGCAGAUGUGGAUAUGAAGCUACCGAAGGGCUCAAUUGGUAUUGAAGGACCAGAUCUUGGUGGGGUUAGCAAAUCCUUGGAUGUUGAUGUUAAAGCCUCAAAACCUGAUGCUGAUGUUUCUAUUGAUCUUCCAAGUGGAAAGCUUUCAGGCGAUGCAGACAUUGGAAUAGAUGCAGAUAUUGAUGCAAACACUGAUCUUGGAGGCAAACAUAGGGGAUCUGGCAAGAAAAAGGGGAAAUUCCACAUGCCCUCAAUUAACAUGCCUUCAUUACACUUACCAAAGGGUAAAGGCAAGGGGCAUGGUGAUGUUGACUUGGAUGGAGGACUUCAUAUUGAAGGGGACAUGAAAGGUCCAAAAGUGUCUGGUCCUGACAUAGAUGUGGAUGUUAGUGGGGAUGGUAGAGGAAAAGUGGAGCUGCCUGAAGGCGAUGGUUCAUUUUCUGUUGAAGGACCAAUGAUUGGAGGUGGUGUAGGUGUUGAUGUUGAUGGUACAGCAUCUAAACCAGACAUUGACAUGACAGGUAAAGGUCCACAUGCAUCUAUUGGAGGAAGUGUUGAUGGCCCUGAUAUAGAUGUCAAUUUGUCAGGCGGUGGCAAGAAGAAAAAACAAAAAAAGAAAACAGGUGGGGGAUUUCAUAUGCCGUCAUUUGGCUUUGGCUUUAAAGGAAAGGGAGAUGACACCAGCAGCUCAAGUGAUUCUGAAUCAGAUGAUGGCAAGGCAGGCUUUGGCCUGAAAGGUGGUAUCAAAGGCCCAAAAGUGAAAGGAGGUGUUGGUGGAAAAUUGAAAGGACCAGAAAUAUCAGGUGACAUAGACGGCCCAGAUGCUGAUGUGAAGGGUGGUGCUGGCAUUGGUGUUGGAGUUUCUGGUGGCACUGACCUCCCCAAAGGAGGUGCAGAUGUGGAUGUAAAUCUACCAAAGGGCUCAAUUGGUUUUGAAGGACCAGACCUUGGUGGGGUUGGCAAAUCCUUGGAUGUUGAUGUUAAAGCCUCAAAACCUGACGCUGAUGUUUCUGUUGAUCUUCCAAGUGGAAAGCUUUCAGGCGAUGCAGACAUUGGAAUAGAUGCAGAUAUUGAUGCAGACAUUGAUCUGGGAGGCAAACAUAGGGGAUCUGGCAAGAAAAAGGGGAAAUUCCACAUGCCCUCACUUAAUAUGCCCUCCAUACACUUUCCAAAGGGUAAAGGCAAGGGGCAUGGUGAUGUUGACUUGGAUGGAGGACUUCAAAUUGAAGGGGACAUGGAAGGUCCAAAAGUGUCUGGUCCUGACAUAGAUGUGGAUGUCAGUGGGGGAGCAGGAGGAAAGGUGGAGCUGCCUGAAGGAGAUGGCUCAAUUUCUGUUGAAGGGCCAAAGAUUGGAGGUGGUGUUGGUGUCGAGGUUGAUGGUAAAGCAUCUAAACCAGACAUGGACCUGUCAGGUAAAGGUCCAGAUGCAUCUUUUGGAGGAAGUGUUGAUGCCCCUGACGUGGAUGUCAAUUUGUCUGUUGGGGGCAAGAAAAAAAGUCCAAAAAAGAAAGCAGGUGGAGGAUUUCACUUGCCCUCAUUUGGCUUUGGCUUUAAAGGAAAGGGAGAUGGAACCAGCAGCUCAAGCGAUUCUGAAUCAGAUGAUGGCAAGGCAGGCUUUGGCCUGAAAGGUGGUAUCAAAGGCCCAAAAGUGAAAGGAGGUGUUGGUGCAAAACUGAAAGGACCAGAUAUAUCAGGUGACAUUGACGGCCCAGAUGCUGAUGUGAAGGUUGGUGCUGACAUAGGUAUUGGAGUCUCUGGUGGCAUUGAUCUCCCCAAAGGAGAUGCAGAUGUGGAUAUGAAGCUACCGAAGGGCUCAAUUGGUAUUGAAGGACCAGAUCUUGGAGGAGUGACAAAGGCUUUAGAUGUUGAUGUUAAGGCUUCGAAACCUGAAGGUAAUGUUUCAGUUGAUCUGCCGAGUGGUAAAAUGUUUGUCGAUAGCCCUGAUGCAUCUGUUGAUACUGAAAUUGAUGGUGCAAUUGGAUUUGACGGAAAGGGUAAAGGAUCCGGAAAAAAGAAAAGGGGGUUUCACAUGCCAUCGUUUGGAUUACCAAAGAUGAAAGGAGGCAAAGGAGACUAUGACCUUAGUCACAGCGGGGACAUCGAUGUUGGUGCAGAAGGAAAAUUCAAGCCGACGGGUGGUAGUGCUGACUUGUCUCUCAAUGGGGAUUUUGAGCUAGCAAAACCAGAAGCUGGCAUUUCGGUAGAUCAACCAAGUGGACCAAAAGUCCAGACAGACUUUGAUGCCACAGCUGACGCUAAACUGCACAGAGGAGAUAAAAAGAGAGGUUCUGGGAAAAGGGGCAGCUUUGGCCUGCCAUCUAUACACUUUGGCAAGUCAAAGCAUAAAGCUUCGGGAGAUGUUGAUGUAAACAUUGAUGUAUCACCCCCAAAGGCAUCUGGAAGUAUAAACGUCAAGGGUAAAGGCAGCCCAAAGAAAAAGAAGGGCAAAUUUGGAUUAGGUUUAGGCGGUAAAAAGGAAGAAAUGGAUGUGAGUGCAGGUAGUGAUAUUGUUACUCCCAAAGUUGACAUUGAAGCAAAGGCUGCAAAACCAAGUGGAGAUAUUAGUGGUGGUCACCUUGCAGGAGUUGGAGACUUCACAGUUGACCUGGAUGUUGCAGCUCCCAAACUUGAUGGGUCAUUCUCUGGCGGUGGAGGCAUUGGUGGAGAUAUUAAUGGAGAUGGAAAAAUUGAUGCAGAUGUUACAGCACCACAACCAGAUGCUUCCCUUUCUGUAGGUGGAGGAAUAGACCUAAGUGCUGGAAGUGGUGAAAUGGGAGAAGUUCCAGAUGUUGGUUUGAAUCUUGGCAAAAAGGGAAAACCUAAAAAGCCAAAAGGAAAAAAAAAGGGAGGCUUUGGUUUUGGAUUUCGAGGUAAAAAGGAUGGGAAAUCAAGCAGCAGUUCCAGUUCUUCAGAAUCAGACCAUGAAGGGAAAGGGGGGUUCAAAGUCAAAUUGCCCAGUUUUGGAUUUUCAGGCAAGGCUAAAAGACCUGGAUCUGCAGAGGGAGGAAUUGACAUCAGUGGUGAUGUUGAUGUGUCGGCACCUAAAUCAGAUGGUUCGCUGUCAGUAGGUGGAGGAGGAAUUGGUGCUGGUGUUGGAGCCCUAGAUAGAAUUGGAGAUGGAAAAGUUGAUGUUGAUGUCUCAGCACCUAAACCAGAUGGCUCACUGUCAGCAGGUGGAUUUGGUGGGGGAUUCGGAGGCCUUGGUGGAAUUGGAGAUGGAAAAGUUGAUGUUGAUGUCUCAGCACCAAAACCAGAUGGCUCACUGUCAGCAGGUGGAGGAAUUGGUGGGGGAUUUGGAGGCCUUGGUGGAAUUGGAGAUGGAAAAGUUGAUGUUGAUGUCUCAGCACCUAAACCAGAUGGCUCACUGUCAGCAGGUGGAGGAAUUGGUGGGGGAUUUGGAGGCCUUGGUGGAAUUGGAGAUGGAAAAGUUGAUGUUGAUGUCUCAGCACCUAAACCAGAUGGCUCACUGUCAGCAGGUGGAGGAAUCGGUGGGGGAUUUGGAGGCCUUGGUGGAAUUGGAGAUGGAAAAGUUGAUGUUGAUGUCUCAGCACCUAAACCAGAUGGCUCACUGUCAGCAGGUGGUGGAAUUGGUGGGGGAUUUGGAGGCCUUGGUGGAAUUGGAGAUGGAAAAGUUGAUGUUGAUGUCUCAGCUCCUAAACCAGAUGGCUCACUGUCAAUAGGUGGAGGAAUUGGUGGGGGAUUUGGAGGUCUUGGUGGAAUUGGAGAUGGAAAAGUUGAUGUUGAUGUCUCAGCUCCUAAACCAGAUGGCUCACUGUCAAUAGGUGGAGGAAUUGGUGGGGGAUUUGGAGGCCUUGGUGGAAUUGGAGAUGGAAAAGUUGAUGUUGAUGUCUCAGCACCUAAACCAGAUGGCUCACUGUCAGCAGGUGGAGGAUUUGGUGGGGGAUUUGGAGGCCUUGGUGGAAUUGGAGAUGGAAAAGUUGAUGUUGAUGUCUCAGCACCUAAACCAGAUGGUUCACUGCCAGCAGGUGGAGGAAUCGGUGGGGGAUUUGGAGGCCUUGGUGGAAUUGGAGAUGGAAAAGUUGAUGUUGAUGUCUCAGCUCCUAAACCAGAUGGCUCACUGUCAAUAGGUGGAGGAAUUGAUGGGGGAUUUGGAGGCCUUGGUGGAAUUGGAGAUGGAAAAGUUGAUGUUGAUGUCUCAGCACCUAAACCAGAUGGCUCACUGUCAGCAGGUGGAGGAUUUGGUGGAGGAUUUGGAGGCCUUGGUGGAAUUGGAGAUGGAAAAGUUGAUGUUGAUGUCUCAGCACCUAAACCAGAUGGUUCACUGUCAGCAGGUGGAGGAAUUGGUGGGGGAUUUGGAGGCCUUGGUGGAAUUGGAGAUGGAAAAGUUGAUGUUGAUGUCUCAGCACCUAAACCAGAUGGCUCACUGUCAGCAGGUGGAGGAAUCGGUGGGGGAUUUGGAGGCCUUGGUGGAAUUGGAGAUGGAAAAGUUGAUGUUGAUGUCUCAGCACCUAAACCAGAUGGUUCACUGUCAAUAGGUGGAGGAAUUGGUGGGGGAUUGGGAGGCCUUGGUGGAAUUGGAGAUGGAAAAGUUGAUGUUGAUGUCUCGGCACCUAAACCAGAUGGUUCACUGUCAAUAGGUGGAGGAAUUGGUGGGGGAUUUGGAGGUCUUGGUGGAAUUGGAGAUACAAAAGUUGAUGUUACAGCACCCAACCCAGAAGGUUCUCUCUCUGUUAGUGGUCCUGAUGUAAGUGGAGAUGGCAUUAGUGGCAAUUUUGGUGGAGGCAUUGGUGAUGGUGCAGGUGGUAGCUUUGGGGGUGGAGAUAUUGACAUUGAAACUAAAGCACCAAAACCAGAUGGCUCAUUUUCUGUAGGUGGAGGUCUGGCCUUGGCUGGUGAGGGAUUUGGUAAAGAUUUUGGAGGUGACCUAGAUAUGGUUACACCUAAGGUUGAUGACAGUGUAAAAGCAGUCAAACCAAAAGCCAACGCAUCAGCUGGAGGUUUUGUUGGCAGAGGCCUUGGAGGUGGUAUUGCUGGAGGCUUUGAUGGCAUCGGAGAUGGAAAAAUUGAUGUGGAUACUGCAAUACCCAAACCAGAUACCUCAUUCUCUGCAGGUGGAGGGAUUGAUGUAGGCCUUGGCUUUAGUGGAGACCACAAGGGAGAUAUUGGUGGAAUCGGAAAUGGAAAAUUUGAUGUCAGUGGGGAGUUUGGCAGCGAUGAUAUUAAGCCUGAAGUUGACAUGAAUGUCAAAGCAGCUAAACCAGAGGGUUCAUUAAGUGGAGAGAUCGGUGGCAUUUUGACUGGUGGCCCUGAUAUUGGCAGUGGUCUCGGAGCAGAUAUUGAUGUUGGUACAACAAAACCCGACAUGUCAAUGGGCGGCCUGGAUGGAAUUGGAAUGGGAGGCACAGCUGGCGAUAUUAGUGGUGAUGUUGGUGUUGGCUUAUCUGGUGGAGCCAAAUUGGGCCUACCUGAAGUAACAGGUUCUGCUAGUACUAAAACUGAUGGUAAAAAGCGGAAGAAAAGAGGAAAAGGAAAGAAGAAAAAGGAUCAUGAGGGAUCAUCAGUCGAUGGUGCUGUUUCAGUAGAUGUACCAAGUGCAGACAUCGGAGUAGUGGGCGGGGAUGGUGGAGAAGUUGACGUUGACAAAGCUGCUUCUGGAGGACUUUCUGUUAAACUGCCAGAAAUGUCGGGCUCAUUAGCAGGCAAAGCUGACGUUGAUGUUAAAACAGAAUCAAAGGCUCGUCCAAAGAAGAAAAAGAAGGAAAAGAAAGGAUUCUUUGGGUCAAUAGGCCUGUCCAGAGAUUCUACUUCUAGCUCCAGCUCUAGCUCCAGUUCAUCUUCUGACUCUGAUGAAGGUAUUGGCUCCAGAAUAAUGUCAACAUUUGGAUUUGGCAAAAAAGACUCCAGUGACUCUGAUAACCCCAAUUCAAAUAACAACAACAAUACGCAGACUGAUGGUACACAAACAAUUGAAACAAGACACGACGACAUGGAACUCAAUGUGAACAAUAAUGCAAAUGGAGAUGAUGCUGAUGAUUCAGCUGCAUAUGCCAAAGAACAUUCCCACUCCAAAGGAAAGAAGUCUUUGGGGAAGUUUUUCAGCCGCAAAGGUCGACAAACCAUUGUUCAAAUACCAGACGAAGACACUGCUGAUGAAGUAGGACUCCAUGGAGUAGACAGUUUGCACUCCAGUAGAUCUGAUGGAACACAAGUAGCAUAGAUUCACACGAUAACCCUAUGCAGCUUUUAAAGGUUCGAAAGGGGAUGUUACCGAUGCAGACACAACUGCCACCUAUGGGUAUGCAAGUACAAGGUAGUGUGACACAGUACCCCACCACAAGCCACUUGCCGACAAUGACCACAGCCGGGGGAUCCUUUGGCAGUACCUUAGGUAUGCCUGAGCAGAAACACAGCGAGUAGUGAUGCCUUAGUACCACCAAUGUCAUCAGCAAAAAAGUGAGUGCGGUUGCCUGCAAAUAUACUUUGAUCCCAAUUUAACAAAUACCCACAUGUACUAAACUCUUUUGCGCAUGAUCCCAUCCUUCAAAACGCACGUGCACUUCCCUACUUUAUUUGUUUGGUUUUGUAGUUCAGUUUUGAAAAGGAACUUCUUCACUGCUAUGUCAACUUGUUUGAUUCGUAAAAUUAUGAAAAAGUAAUUUUGCUUUGUACAUUCGCCAGGUAGAAACUAUGGCUGUUGUAGCAAACAUUAGUGAGUUUAAAUAGGUGUUAAUAAUGGUAAUUAAAACUUAUAACUUCUAGUUAUCUAUUACUUGUUCAUGGUUUAAUAAUAAAAAUGCAUCUCCAGUUUCCAUGUUCAGGUAUCUAUUACAGUAAUCUUUGUAAAACAAGUAAUAUUCCCAUAACCCACCAACACAUCACUUAAAAAGCUAAAAUUGCGCACCAUAUCAGGCUUGUGAUGGCAGUUAAUAUUUUUUCUACAAGACAUCCUUAUGAAAACAUUUUCUGAAUGUCACGUUUUGUUAUGUGUUCAUAUUUAAUCAGAUAAUUUAUGAUUUCUAAAUAUUAGGUAAUUGUAAUGCUAGUUAUUGUUAAUGUAAUUGUGACCUUUUUUUGUGCGUUACCUUCAAUUCUUUGUCUUUGGAAAGGAUCUUGAUAUUGUUGAAAAAAAAUGUAUUUUGAAUUGAAGAAUUUGUUAACAUUUUAAUAAGAAAUUCACAAUGUAAAAGCUGUAAUUUACUCUUUGGGUUUUUUUCGGUGUGAUAAACCCCAGGCAGAGAUCACCACUAUAGCUGCUUUAUGAAUCAAGGGACACUUGAGGCUUUUCGAUUUGUGUGCUGAAAUGCUUGCGAUAUCUAUUGUUCAUUCAACUUGCACAGCUGGAUAAAGUACUUUGUCCAAGAUAUAAAGCCAAAUUGAGAAAUCAGAAAUGGUGGAAAAUAAUGUGGGAUAUCAGCAUAUGGUAGUGUUUGAAAAAGUUAUAGAAGGGAAACUUGCCUAAGUAAUUCAUGACCAGUUGUCUGUUUGGCUUCAGCUCAAGGUUCAUUGUUGAAUCACAUGGUGUACCGUAAAUCAUUUUUAACAAUCUAAAAGGCUGUUAUUGAAAAAACUUCCAUGGCAAUGUGUGUUUCUUUUCUGAUGACAAUCUAUCACUGUUGCACCUAAUAGUUUGGUAACUUUCAACUAAGAGGUGAAGUUAAAACCUUUGUUGGCUAACUGAAUGGAUAUAUUUUGGUACAAUUCUUGUGAGAAAUUGCUAUCAAGGCAUGUUUCAUUAUUCAUAUAAUUAUGUAUCUUGAAAAGAAUUUCUUGUGUACAUCAUGCUAACCUAUAACUUCAUUACGCUGCAAAAUGUUCAGCCUUUAUGAAUUAAAAAAUGUUACAUGUACCUCAAUAUAAAAAAAUUCAACUAAAAUGCUUGGUGUUGGUUUCCUAUGAGAAUUUUAUACUUUAUUGCAAUUUUGACAACAAAUUAACUUUAAUUUUGAAUUUGAACUCAAAUGAAACUGCAACCAGGAACAGCUAUUUCAUUUUAAAGAUUUGGAAGCUAACUAUAUUUUGAUUUUCAGCUUAAAAUGUAUCACAAAAUUGACUUGUUAACAAGAGAACGAUUUGUAAGGAAUUACAUAUAAGGACACUUUCAGGUGCAAAGCAGAUAACCCAUGCCUUGUAAAUAAUGAAAUUUGUUCAAAACCAAAUAAUUGAACAAACUUGUAUGUAUGUAGUGUUUGUCAAGUUGGUGAAAUGUACAGGUUCAAAUUUUGAAUGCGCUGGCUGACUCAUUAGUACUAAACCCUUUGUAUAUUCAUAAUUUUUUUAUACAUUGCUACCUUUUACCAGUAGUGUCUAUGUACGGUAUAAAUAUCUAUCCACUGUCUUGUAACCUUAUUAUACCUGCCACUUACAAAAUUGCAAUAUUGUGUAUCGUAAAAUUCCUUCCAUGUUUAACAUUUAUAUAACUAAGUUGGUAGGAUAUCAGUAACCUGUCGUAGUCUUAAGGUGUAGAUCUAGCUUUCAAAACUAUAUUUUCACAUUAAUAUUGGAACGUAGAGUGAGCUGCGUAAUGACUGUUACAGGUCAUCUAACCACUUGUAAAUGGCUCCCUGUGAUGAUCAUGCAUAGAUGACAGUGUCCUAGAAAAUAUGUUGAAGUAAUCACUUAAGAGUUUUUGUGUAAUUGUAUUUAGACAUUUAUCGUAUUGAGUAGAGUUAACGUUUUGUUACAUUUUCACUAAAAACACUAAUAAGGUAAUUUACAGGGCCUAUAUAGAUUUAUAUGAAAUGCACAAAAAUCUGAAAAGAUUAGCAAAUAGGAUUCCACCUUCUGUGCCUUAACAGCAAAAGUAAGGAAUUUCGGAGAAUGAUUUUUUAAUAAUUAUAAGCCGGUGGUUAGUAUUGCAACACUGUAAUUUAUAUCUUUAAAAAUGAUCGCUUGAAAAUUGUAGAUCUGCUAGUGAUGGGAGUAACAUCUUUUGAAAGGCCCCCACCCUAAGCAAAACCUGACAUUAACAGUGUCUACAAUUGCAGCUAUGAAACCAAUCUUUCUGACAAUUGCACCUUUAUUGUGUCAGUUUCAAUACUAACCACUCAGUGAGCAUUGCGUUCAAGCAGUACAAAAUGCCUGAUGCUUGUAUAUCUGUGCUUCCAGAUUAAAAAGUAAAGCUUUUCACAGUGCCUUGUAUAUAAAACAAAAAACUGUUUAUUUUUGGUGUAGACAUUGGUUUAGUCAUUAUGUCUUGCACUGGAUGAAUGGAUUUGAUAAUUAUUUUUCUUUAAACGUUUGUGGGUUCUUUGCAAAUAAAACAUAACAUGAAAUGAAA
Molecule: messenger RNA, 17407 nt
Organism: Patiria miniata (bat star)
Lineage: Eukaryota; Metazoa; Echinodermata; Asteroidea; Valvatida; Asterinidae
Product: neuroblast differentiation-associated protein AHNAK-like
Exons: 8
Coding region: 302-14347 (4681 amino acids)
Biological process (GO): regulation of RNA splicing
Cellular component (GO): nucleus; cytoplasm
Source: RefSeq, a predicted model, not a curated record